This is a messenger RNA of Caenorhabditis briggsae, 3051 nucleotides long. It is a transcript of the gene Cbr-nas-39, whose product is annotated as Protein CBR-NAS-39. Lineage: Eukaryota; Metazoa; Nematoda; Chromadorea; Rhabditida; Rhabditidae. Gene Ontology annotation, molecular function: metalloendopeptidase activity; calcium ion binding; zinc ion binding. The coding region runs from base 1 to 3051 and encodes 1016 amino acids. Gene Ontology annotation, biological process: proteolysis. The record is from RefSeq and is a predicted model, not a curated record. The transcript is spliced from 20 exons.
AUGAAGAUUGUUAAAAACCACGUCGUACCUGUCUACGCGAUUCUCCUUUUUGUUGUGAUUGAUUUGGUGCAACCAACUUUGAUUCCGUUUUCCUCGUUUUCCGAAGACGCUGGUGACAUCAGAUUUCGGAGGUUUUAUAGGAACUCACGACGAGUUUCUAGAGCAGCGACCGCAAAAAAGGAGAGAAUAUGGCCGGAAGGAAUUAUUCCGUUUGUGAUAGCCUCCAAUUUCUCAGGAGAACACCAACACCUAUUUCUCCGCGCAAUGAGGCACUGGGAGAACUACACGUGUGUAUCUUUUGUUCCUCGACAAGCACACCACAAACAUUAUAUCACUUUUACUGUGGAUAAAUGCGGAUGUUGCUCCUAUGUUGGCCGUCGUGGCGAAGGGCCGCAAGCAAUUUCAAUAGGCAAAAACUGCGACAAAUUCGGAAUUGUUGUUCACGAACUCGGGCAUGUUGUUGGCUUCUGGCACGAACACACACGUCCCGAUCGGGAUAUGUAUGUGGAUAUAUUUUACAAAAGUAUACAGACAGGACAAGAUUACAAUUUUGAAAAAUCCAAGCCUGACGAAGUGGACUCUCUCGACGAGCCAUACGAUUUUUCAUCUAUCAUGCACUAUGCAAGAGAUACAUUUUCAAGAGGAGCAUUUUAUGAUACAAUUCUGCCAAAACCAAAUUCAGGUUCGUCCCUUUGUUUCUCUAUUCUGCCAAACCUAGCCGAUCCCGUCACUUUUAUUUUCCGAGCAACCGCCCAAGAAAAAUUCCCAUUCCCCUAUUUUCCCGAGGAUUCUCAUCCUUUUGCUCAUCAAUCUUACCGGAAGAACCUCUUCUUCUUUCCAGGAUUUCGAUUGGAAAUCGGGCAGCGUGUGCAGCUGAGUGACGGGGACAUUCGUCAAACGAAAAAGCUCUAUAAGUGCUCAGAAUGCGGAGGUACUUUGAUGCAGGAGUCCGGUAAUUUAGCAGUUCAACAGCCAGGGAUGUGUUCCAGUUGUUUUUUUUUCGUUUGCGUUGAAUGGAUUUCUUUCAGAUCUCUAUCACAUUUUCUGAUGAUUUUUUGUCAUUUUGUUGUAGGAGAUAGUAUUUUAAUUCAGGAUCCACCCUAUUACCACCUACGACAACCUGUACAAACGAGGUGGACAAUGUUAUUAGCGUCCGAGACGGAGUAUCGAUUUCUUCGCCUUUGUUGGCGUUUUCUAACUUUUUCAAAUUUAGAUCGAGUGUGCGGAGGAAGCAAACUAUUCCGGACUAUUGCCUCUUCUGGAAAUCGGAUAACAAUCCAAGUACAGUCGACUCAUCCAACUCCAUCGCUCCCGUUCGCCACCUAUUAUGCUAUUUGUGGAGGGCCAAUCUAUGCGAAUAAAGGAGUUAUACAUAGCCCGAAAUACCCGGAAUCGUACCCACCAAAUAGUGACUGCCAGUGGACGAUACAUGUGGAUGAGAAUAGUCAAGUGGCAAUUGAAUUCGUAUAUUUUCAUCUUGAGCAGCACAAGGAGUGUAUUUAUGACCGAUUGAUUCUGACAGAAGGAUCAUCGAAAGUUCUGAAAAAGAACGGAAAAGAGACUAGUGAGACUUUUUGUGGACAAAUCGAGAAAAAGACAAUUGUCAGCAAGACGAACCAACUUUCUUUACGUUUCUUCUCGGACAAUUCCGUUCAAAAAAGCGGAUUCGAAUUACGAUUUUCCAAAGAGCUGAACGAAUGCGCAACGGACAAGAACAUCUGCCAUCAUUAUUGCGUGAACACUGUCGGUGGAUUCAAAUGUGCAUGUCGGGUCGGGUACAGCUUAUCUGCAAAUGGAUUCUCGUGUGAUAGCACCUGUGGAGGUUAUCUCAAAGCUUCAAACGGAUCAAUAUCCUCUCCAAAUUUUCCGGAGAUGUAUCCCAACUCAAAAACAUGCGUCUGGGAAAUCGAAGCACCAGAAGGCUACCACAUCUUCAUUAAUUUUACCAAAUUUACAGUAGAGGGAAUGAAGACAGAAUGUGCCUACGAUUACGUCACGAUUGGUGACAGUGAGAAAUUGUGUGGGGAGUACGACAAGCCAUUACUCUUCACAACACCAAAAAACCGAGUACGAAUCGAGUUCAGCUCCGAUUCAUCUGUUGAGAGAGAUGGAUUCUUUGCCAAUUUUAUAGCUGAUUUUGAUGAAUGCCAAAACAACAAUGCCGGAUGCGAGCAUGUAUGCCAAAAUCGGCUGGGAUCCUAUGUAUGUACUUGCAAUCCAGGAUUCAUAUUGUCUGAGGACAGGCAUAAUUGUAAAGAAGGAAGUUGCUUUUUCGAGGUUAAUGCUCCAUCAGGUGAAAUCAACUCUCCAAACUAUCCAAACGACUAUCCGAAAGGACAGAAUUGCUCCUGGCAUUUUGUCACAACUCCAGGACAUCGGCUUAUGCUGACAUUCUCCAUUUUCCAAGUUGAAGAGCACGCUCAAUGCAAGUAUGACGCUGUUUCAGUGUUCGACGGAGGCGAUGACUCCGCCCAGUUGGCUGGCGUUUUCUGCGGUUUGACUCCGCCUCCUCUUCUUUUGUCGUCUUCCAACGAGCUCUAUCUCACGUUCUCUUCCGACGCAUCAGUAUCUCGACGAGGCUUUCAGGCUCAAUACACUUCUGUGUGUGGGGGUCGUCUGACUGCUGAAUCAACGCCAGGACACAUCUACUCGCACGCGACGUUCAGUGAUAGCAAGUAUGGAAAGAAUCAGGAUUGCACAUGGAGUGUGAGAGCCAAAUCACCUGGGAGAGGAGUUCGCAUUCAGUUUUCAACAUUCAACGUGGAAUCUGAAGAAGGUUGUCAGUACGAUUACAUCGAGAUUUACGACGGAUCUGAAGCAACUGUAGAAGCUCUGGUAGGUCGGUUUUGUGGUGACAUUAUUCCAGAAGUCAUUAGUAGCACAGGUCCUGAGCUUCUCUUGAUUAUGCACACCGAUAACGCGGAAGAAGAAAAAGGAUUCGUAGCGGAGUAUCGAGAAACCACAAGAUCCAGUUCGACAAAAAGGACUUACGUGUCAAGAACACGACACAAUCCUCUAGAAGAGCCAAUACACGAUCGCCGGCGAGAAUGA